Molecule: messenger RNA, 300 nt
Organism: Purpureocillium takamizusanense
Lineage: Eukaryota; Fungi; Ascomycota; Sordariomycetes; Hypocreales; Ophiocordycipitaceae
Exons: 2
Coding region: 1-300 (99 amino acids)
Source: RefSeq, a predicted model, not a curated record
AUGGCCAUCACCACCGCAGUUUCCGACCUCUUCAACUCCUUCUAUGAGUUGCUUUCUUCCGUUUUCGGCGCCGCCUACGCCAUUGUCAACAGCGUCGUUGGCGCUGUUGUUGGCUUCGUCACAGGCAUCUUCAAGUUGGUGGGCGACGUCCUCGGCGGCGCGGUGGACAUUGCUGGCGGCGUGGGCAAGUUUCUGGCCGGAAACAUUGUUCUUAUUUCCGUUGGCGCGCUCCUCGCCUUCGCUUUCGUGCGAUAUACGGCCCAGGGACAACGCGCCGUGACACAGAAGAAAACGAACUAA